UUUGGGGGUUGGAGGACUGGGCGUAUAUAAGGCGGUCAGCGGGCGGGCGCGGGUCCUUAGAACGAGCGGAGAUGGCGGAGUGUGACUUGGAGAAUUCGACGGCAGCGCCGCUGAGGCCGCAGAGCUUUCUGUUCGGAUGUGAGCUAAAGGCCGGUCACAAAGAAUACAAGUUGGAGGUGGAAGACGAUGAUUCUGAGCAUCAGCUUUCUUUGAGGACGGUUUGUCUUGGUGUUGGGGCAAGUGAUGAUCUGCAUCUGGUCGAAGCAGAAGGCUUAAACUCUGAAGGCAAGAACACAAAGGUGACUUUGGCAGCUUUGAAGAUGUCAGUGCAGCCUACAGUUAGUUUGGGAGGAUUUGAAAUGGCACCACCCGUGACAUUCAGGCUCAAAUCUGGAGCGGGUCCUGUAUACAUAAGUGGCCAGCACCUCAUUGCAUUGGACGAUGAUGAUUUGGAGUCUGAUGUUGAGGAUGACAGCAUGCUGGCGGACAAAACACCGAAACAAGCUGUAAAGCGACCAGCUGCUACAGCAUCCAAAGUAAUGCAGCAGAAGAAAAUGAAAGUGGAAGAUUCCGAUGAAGAUGACGACGAGGAGGAGGAGGAUGAUGACGAGGAAGGUGAAGAUGAGAAAGCGGUCACCCCGGCAAAAAAGCCUCUUCAAAAAACUCCGCUCAAGGCAGCACCUGGAUUGAAAGGGACUCCCAAACAAAAUGGCAAAACACCCACCAAACCCACACCAGCUAACAAGCAGUCCAAGACUCCAGAAUCCAGCAGUAAACCCAAAACCCCAAAGGCCCCACUGACCACAGAAGAAAUCAAGACUAAGUUGAAGACCUCCUUGGAAAAAGGUGUUGGUCUUCCCAAACUGGAGUCGAAGUUUAUUAACUACGUGAAAAAUGGCUUCAGGGUGGAAGACCCAAAGAUCAUCAAAGAACUCUGGACAUGGAGACAGACACUGGAUGGAAAGUAGAAUAACUAGCUGUAAUGCCACAAACUUGCUGUGAACAUCGUCCUACUUCAUCUGUCACUGUAAAUAAACCAGUUUGUUUUACAA
Messenger RNA from Stegostoma tigrinum, 1052 nucleotides. RefSeq names its product nucleophosmin-like. NCBI's taxonomy places the organism in Eukaryota, Metazoa, Chordata, Chondrichthyes, Orectolobiformes, Stegostomatidae. Gene Ontology annotation, cellular component: centrosome; nucleoplasm; nucleolus. Gene Ontology annotation, molecular function: RNA binding; histone binding; chromatin binding. Bases 72 to 968 code for a protein of 298 amino acids. Gene Ontology annotation, biological process: ribosomal small subunit export from nucleus; regulation of centrosome duplication; ribosomal large subunit biogenesis. The record is from RefSeq and is a predicted model, not a curated record. The transcript is spliced from 11 exons.